CAGCGGCAGCAGCGAGUGUCACGCGCCGAACAAGAGAGAUCUAGAACCGGAAGAAAACAAGCGAUGCUUCAUAUUGUUGAUCUGUGAAUGAGGAAGAUGGAAGAUUUAAUAUCAAUAAUCCGCGUUAAACUUCUGAUCACCGCUUUACUUUACACAUGCGUGUGCUCCAGCUCAGUGGAACAGAAGAUCUAUGUUGAGCUGAAUGAGACGGUUCCGUGUGUCCGGCUGCUGAACGCCACGCAUCAGAUCGGCUGCCAGUCCUCUAUGUCAGGAGAUACAGGAGUCCUCCAUGUGCUGGAGACACAAUCAGAUCUGGACUGGAUCCUCAGCUCAGGACCGCAUCCUCCGUACAUGGUGAUCAUGAACACGGACACCUCCAACAUCAACCAUGAACACCGUGUGUCGGUCAUGAUGAGGAUGAAGAACUCAUCCAGAGUGUCUGGAGUCGCUGUGAUCGUUUCAAAAACAGGCCUUGCUCAGAAUUUCUCACCUCACACGACCUGCCCCAACCAGAACACAGGUGUGUAUAGUGAGAGUUACGGCUCUGAGCUGGCGAACUGUAACGUGACCGUGUGGAAUCCUCUCGGGAACGGACUGUCUUAUGAAGACUUCUCAUUCCCUGUGUUUGCUCUGAAAGAUGAGAAUCAGACUCAGGUCAUCCGUAAGUGUUAUGAGGAUCAUAACCAGCGUGUGAACGGAAGCGCUCCUCAGUAUCCGCUGUGUGCCAUGCAGCUCUUCUCACACAUGCAUGCUGUGACCGACACCGUGACCUGCAUGAGACGCACAGACCUGCAGAACCGAUUCAGUAUCAACCCAGAAGUCCUGUGUGACCCGUUGAGUGAUUUUAAUGUGUGGACAUCCACCCGACCCCUCAACAGCAGCGCCAAGGGCCACGCGGCCAACGAGAGCGUCGUCAUCGCAGCCGCGCGGCUCGACGGAAGGUCGUUUUUCUGGGAGCAGGCUCCGGCCGCCGAAGGAACCGUAUCUGGAAUCAUCACCCUAUUGGCUGCAAUUCAAGCCCUCUAUCCUGUCACUCAGGAAGCUCCGCCCCCUCGCAAUAUCUUCUUCACCUUCUUCCAAGGGGAAGCCUUUGACUACAUUGGCAGCUCAAAAAUGGUGUAUGACAUGGAAAAAAAUGAUUUUGUUAUUGACUUGAAAAAUGUGCACUCCAUUCUGGAAAUUGGGCAGGUCGGCCUGCACAGUGGGCGGAGCCUCUGGAUGCACUCUGACCCCGUAUCCCGCAAGAACGACAGUGUGAAUGAGGCGCGUAGCUCCGGCUGCACGCCGGCUGCUGAUGUUCCUGUGGAUGAGAAGGUGAGGGGGCUUCAGGCCUGUUCAUGCGGCGGUGUUUUCUGGGGGGGAACACAGAACCUGUCGUGGGCUUUCCUCCGGGUUUUGGGCAAAGAUGGGGACUGCCCUUCUGUGGAGGUGGACGUGGUCAUACAGGCUGCUGAGAUUCAGUGUGGGGUGCUGAACCAGUGUACGUUGGGCUUUAGGGCACAGUCUCUGGAUACUCUAGCAUUUAUAUGCCUGAUGGUGUCCUGGUGGAAGUCCGAACGCAAUAGCAGGGUGGAGAGGAUGAUUUUGGAGUUGGGGAAGUUGGAGGAUGCCUUCUCAGAGUCUGCUGGAGAGUCUCUGAGCUCGCUGAAGAAGGAGUCUCCUCUGAGCUCUGCUGUUCUCCUCUCUGUGUCGCCUGCUUCUCCACAGCUGACCGUUCAUUUCUAUUUCUUUCCUGUACUCCGCUUCUUUCUCCCUGUUGGAUCAGUCUCCUUCACCACUCUAUGCAUGUCCUCUCUCAGCUGCACCAUCUCCAGCUCCAUCUCCCUGAACCUUCUCCUUCAUGUCACUGAUGAUGCUGUGUGUCGGAGAUGUAAUCACAGAAUGGAGUCUGCUGCUGCUGGUCUGAGUGUCUCGGUGGGUUCACCCGUCGUCCUCUCAGCACGCUCCCCACCUCGUCUUUCUCCAGCGGCUUCCUGCGAGCCGGACUCAUCCCAGGCUACUCACGUGCUGGCAGACCAUCAGAAAUCCUUCAGCAACAGUUUCUGUCUCUCUCAGGUCGCUCAGUUGCUGUACGGUUUUCUAGUUCAGAAGAAUAACAGCUGGUUUCGGUCGCUGCUGCCUCCUGAAGUCUCUAAGAAAGGAGUCAACAGCAUCCUGAGUCCUGGUCCUCCUCAGUUCUACAUCGGUCUCGGUCCUCGCGUCCACGGCCCCGCUCACAGCGUCACGCGCUUCGUUCAGUACAUCCUACAGUCCAUGUCCUGGCCAAUCUGA
Cyprinus carpio (common carp) is the source of this 2271-nucleotide messenger RNA. RefSeq names its product nicastrin-like (gene ncstn). The transcript has 17 exons. The record is from RefSeq and is a predicted model, not a curated record. Gene Ontology annotation, cellular component: membrane. Lineage: Eukaryota; Metazoa; Chordata; Actinopteri; Cypriniformes; Cyprinidae. Bases 88 to 2271 code for a protein of 727 amino acids. Gene Ontology annotation, biological process: protein processing; Notch receptor processing.